UUCUAUAAAGGCUGAGUGGCUCUGUGAGGAUCAGUCAUUCAGCUUUGUCAGAGCUUCCUGCUUGUUGUUUUUCUUCAAGUUGUAAACUGAAGCUAACCAUUUGUAGCAUCAUGAAUCUGUUGUUCAGCAGUCUUUUCCUGGUGGCUGGGUUGUUCCUGAGCUGCUCCACUCAGACCGUUGAGGAAUGCAGACCUUUGAUCACACCUCUUCCAACUUUUGAACCGAGUUACGGAAGGUGGGUCUUCAUCAUGGGCUGGAUUACUAGUGAACCACAUAGAGCAUUGUUCAAGACAACCAAGAGCCAGUGGAUUGACUUCAUCAGGACAGCACCAAAUGACAACGAAUUCAUUCAGGAGAUUGGGAUCAGGCAUCCUACAUAUUGCAAGUACGGAUCAUACCCUGUAACUAUCCAUUCCAACUUGGCACUAACCGACAAGUCCAGGUUCACCUGCACGUACCAUUCCCUGCCAACCUGUGAGGGAUGUCUGCUCUACACGGUCGACAGCAGAACCAACAAUAAUUUAAUCCACAUUAUGAACAUCACUGAACCCCAAACCAUUGCAGAGGUUGAAAGCUAUCGGGCGUUUUACCUGAUGGCUAAAGAAAAUCAUGUCAAGCACCACGAACUGGUACAUGCCAUGAAGCAGGCGAGGUGUCUUGGUUUCAAAGGAGAACCAGACUUCAUCUAUGACCCCGAGGAUACGUUGUGUGAAAAAGGAAAAGAAAAAUGAAGAUAACUGAAGUCCUGUCUUUAACUUCAAAUUGAAAUCGUGGAAGUAAAGAAACAAUUGUGAC
Molecule: messenger RNA, 795 nt
Organism: Labrus bergylta (ballan wrasse)
Lineage: Eukaryota; Metazoa; Chordata; Actinopteri; Labriformes; Labridae
Source: RefSeq, a predicted model, not a curated record